AUGUCAAUCCUCUGUGGCCUUCCAGUCCUUGAAUGUGUGUACUGCCUUGGCUGUGCUCGUUGGCUAUGGAAAAAAUGCCUAUACACUGCUGGUCAUGAAAGUGAGAACUGGGGCUUAGCCACAGCUGAAGAAUUUGAGCCCGUGCCUCACAUUUGUCGCCUAAUUCUAUCUGUCUAUGAAGAUGAUCUUCGGAACCCACUUUGGGCGCCGCCAGGAGGCUAUGGUAUUAACCCUGAUUGGGUAGUUGUAAAGAGAACUUAUGAAGAUACAGGGGGGUGUGCUGCUCCUUAUAUGAUUUACCUCGAUCAUGAUAAUGCUGAUAUAGUGUUGGCUAUUAGGGGACUUAAUUUGGCAAAGGAAAGUGAUUACGCUGUUCUACUUGAUAAUAAAUUGGGGCAGACCAAGUUCGAUGGUGGUUAUGUGCAUAAUGGGCUACUGAAGGCAGCAAAGUGGGUUUUUGAUUCAGAGUGUGAGCUUUUGAAAGAUUUGGUUGAGAUGAAUCCAGAUUAUAGGUUGACUUUUGCUGGACACUCCUUAGGUGCAGGUAUAGUAUCAUUGAUAGUAAUGUACGCUGUUCAAAAUCGGGAUAGAUUGGGGAACAUUGAGAGGAAGAGGAUCAGAUGCUUUGCCAUGGCUCCUGCUAGAUGUGUGUCACUGAAUUUGGCUGUGAGAUAUGCUGAUGUUAUCAAUUCUAUCGUGCUUCAGGAUGAUUUCUUACCUCGGACAACCACUGCUCUGGAAGAUGUUUACAAAUCAAUUUUCUGUUUGCCUUGUCUGCUAUGCCUAAUGUGCUUGAAAGAUACUUGCACUCUUGAGGAGAAGAUGCUUAAGGAUCCAAGGCGGCUAUAUGCACCUGGACGCCUAUACCAUAUCGUUGAGAGAAAGCCCUUCAGGAUAGGAAGAUUUCCUCCAGUUGUCAGAACAGCAGUCCCUGUGGAUGGGCGCUUCGAGCACAUAGUUCUCUCAUGCAAUGCAACUUCUGAUCAUGCCAUUAUCUGGUUAGAGAGGGAAUCUCAAAGGGCUUUUGAUUUGUUGCUGGAAAAAGAUAGGAUCAUGGAAAUUCCAGCACAACAGCGGAUGCAGCGGCAGCAGUCUCUUGCACGAGAGCACAGUGAAGAGUAUGAGGCAGCACUUCGGAGAGCUGUUGCUUUGGACAUCCCACAGGCAACCUGCUCAUCAUCAUAUGGAACGUUUGCUGAAGCGGAAGAAGGGGACGGUUCCGGCAGCUCUAGUGGGACAGGUUCGUUGUUGUCAUUUAAGAAAAUGAGGAAACGCUGGGAUGACUUUAUAGAGCGUCUUUUUGACGUGGAUGAAUCUGGCCGAAUGGUGUUCAAGUCAUCCGCAUAG
Dovyalis caffra is the source of this 1347-nucleotide messenger RNA. NCBI's taxonomy places the organism in Eukaryota, Viridiplantae, Streptophyta, Magnoliopsida, Malpighiales, Salicaceae. The record is from the annotation of a GenBank genome assembly.